Vitis riparia (riverbank grape) is the source of this 1506-nucleotide messenger RNA. RefSeq names its product protein-tyrosine-phosphatase PTP1. Gene Ontology annotation, molecular function: protein tyrosine phosphatase activity. The record is from RefSeq and is a predicted model, not a curated record. Lineage: Eukaryota; Viridiplantae; Streptophyta; Magnoliopsida; Vitales; Vitaceae. The transcript is spliced from 9 exons. Bases 101 to 1129 code for a protein of 342 amino acids. Gene Ontology annotation, biological process: protein dephosphorylation.
CUCGGCCUAUAGCGAAGUGACAAAAUAUUGAGAGCGGCCAAUCGCAAGGGCGACGGGGAACGUUCUCAAUCCUUGUUCUCGCCCCAGCCGAAGAUCGGCCAUGGCCGCUGAAUCCGCCGGAAAAUCUAUUGCUGUCUCUUCUUCGCGCAAGCCCUUCGACUUCUCCCCCGACUCUCCUCCGAGACUCUCCCUCACGCCUGAUCAGUUCAAGCACUGCUCCGAAGCUCUCAGAUUCUUCAAGGAUAAGCUCCAGAUGCCGGAGAAGAUCCGCCAGGAGUUCGCUUUCUUGCAGGCCAAUAGGAUGAGACCAUCUGAAAUGAUGAGAAGCUGCACUGUGGCUCUUGACAGUGUCAAUUUGAGCAAAAAUCGCUACACAGAUGUCCUACCAUUUGACAAAACCAGGGUUGUUCUCAACUCAUGUAAGGAUUACAGACCAUCAGCUAGGGGCUAUAUCAAUGCAAGCUUCAUUGAGACUUCAUCCACCGAAAGCAUUUCUCGGUUUAUAGCUACACAAGGUCCACUGCCACACACCUAUGAGGACUUCUGGGAGAUGGUAAUCCAGUAUCAUUGUCCUGUUAUUGUGAUGCUUACUCGGUUGGUUGACAAUUACAAGACGGUGAAAUGUGGAGAUUAUUUUCAGGCAGAGGAUGGUCCUAGAGAAUUUGGUAAUAUAUUUAUUGUUACUAAGUGGAUUAAAACUACCAAGACCUCAUUGGUGUUGCGUCAUUUGGAGGUGAACCACAAAGAGUCAGAAGAGCCAUCCUUGUCUGUUUUGCAUAUUCAAUAUCCUGAAUGGCCUGAUCAUGGAGUUCCCAGAGACACAUGUGCUGUUCGUGAAAUGUUGAAAAGAAUGUAUCAUGUACUACCCAGUCUAGGCCCAAUAGUGGUGCACUGCAGUGCAGGUAUUGGGAGAACAGGAACUUACUGCACAAUUCACAACACAAUUCAAAGGAUCCUUGUUGGUGAUAUGUCUGCCUUAGAUCUUGUUAAUACCAUAACCACUUUUAGGUCUCAGCGAAUUGGAAUGGUUCAAACAAUGGAGCAAUUCCUCUUCUGCUACAAUGCCAUUGUGGAUGAACUUGAAGACCUCAUCUCAGGCAAUGAAACAAACUCAAAAUGCAGAUGCUGAAUGGAACUAGAAGAAACCAGGUGGUAGAAUCCUUGUCAAAGUUGGAGAAAUCAGCAUGCUUAACUGCUCCCACUUCAUGGUUUGUCUCAAUCAGCUGAGUUUGAUGCCCCAUUUUCCUGUUAAACCUACGAACAAUGCUAAACAACUGAACUAGUUAGUCAUUUGGAUCCAGUUGACCUCUCCCUUUUGAACUUGCAACGAGACAAGAGUGUAGAAUAAUUUGAUCAUCUUCUUUAACAUUAAUCAUUUGUCAGCAAAAUAAGCGGAAUGGAGCUGGAAGUAGAACAUUUCAAUGGGCUAAAUGCUGCAAGAUCAACAAAUCCUUGUUUUGUUUGUCUACAUUAUAUUUGUGGAUACCCACCAAAGGUUCUUGAUAA